AUGUUUGCCUUACACGAUAAAUUAGUUAACGAUUUUUUUGGAUUCUCAAAAGAUGAUGUUUCAUCAUCGGAUUUUAGUUUGAUCCCAAGACAAAGUUUGUUUGAUUUCCCAUCAGACAGAUUUUUUGAUAACUUGUGGUCUGUUCCAGACACCUUCAAGACUUUAGGAUCGGGCAGUGAUGUCAGAUACCAAGAAGAGAAGGAUCAAUACCUUGUGAGCUUUGAUGAAAAACAUAUUCAGGAUAAAAACUUCGACAUCAAUUUUGCCAAAGACAGGAACGAAUUGACUAUAAAAAUUGAAGACAAGAACGGGGAAAACUAUUCAAAUUAUGUCAACAGUUAUGUCUUUGAUAAGGCUGUUAACCCCAAUGAGAUAAAUGCUUCAGUUAAUGAUGGAAAAGUAUUGAUUUCAAUUCCAAAAGUCGCCAAAGAUGCUGAAAACAUAGUUAAUAUCAAGAUCAAUGGUAUUGAAAGACCAAUGAUAGAUUCUAAAGAGCAUGGACUCAGAGAGGAAGGUAAGUAG
This is a messenger RNA of Yamadazyma jaroonii, 522 nucleotides long. NCBI's taxonomy places the organism in Eukaryota, Fungi, Ascomycota, Pichiomycetes, Serinales, Debaryomycetaceae. The record is from the annotation of a GenBank genome assembly.